CUCAGAGCUCAAGUGAGCGGUGCACGGGGUGGCCCGUCCAGGGGCCAAGAACCCACAUUUCACCUCUCUCCUCUAUACAGAGGGUGGCGACCCCCUUCCAACUACUGCUACACCACCAGAUGUAAAAGCCACCCCCAGGGGCAAUAAAACUGCAGCAUUAGAGAGCAGGGGCAGCACAGGCUGGUGGUUCCUAGUAUGCGCUAAAAAUGCCUAUUUUACUUUUCCUGAUAGACACGUCCGCCUCUAUGAACCAGCGGACUUAUUUGGGUACGACGUAUUUGGAUAUUGCCAAAGGCGCGGUUGAGAUAUUUAUGAAGCUGCGUGCCCGGGAUCCGGCUAGUAGGGGCGACAGGUACAUGCUGGUUACAUAUGACGAGCCACCAUACUGCAUCAAGGCCGGCUGGAAAGAAAACCAUGCAACCUUUAUGAAUGAACUGAAGAAUCUGCAGGCAACCGGACUUACGACACUCGGUCAGGCGCUGAGGUCGUCAUUCGAUUUACUCAAUUUGAAUAGAUUGGUGUCUGGAAUCGACAAUUACGGACAGGGAAGAAAUCCUUUCUUUUUGGAGCCUUCCGUUUUAAUCACCAUCACAGACGGGAACAAGCUCACGGUUUCCUCGGGAGUCCAGGAAGAGCUUCAUCUUCCUUUGAAUUCUCCCUUGCCUGGAAGUGAACUCACCAAAGAGCCGUUCCGGUGGGAUCAGCGGCUGUUUGCCCUCGUGCUUCGUCUCCCAGGAGCUUCAUCCGUGGAACCUGAGCAACUGGGGAGCGUCCCCUCCGAUGAGUCCGCCGUCACGCAGAUGUGUGAGGUUACGGGAGGCCGUUCGUACUGCGUAAGGACUCAGCGGAUGUUGAACCAGUGUUUAGAGUCUCUGGUGCAGAAGGUUCAAAGUGGGGUCGUGAUAAAUUUUGAGAAAACAGGCCCUGACCCUGCACCCAGUGGAGAAGAUGGAGUCACAGAUUCAGUCAGAACCAUUAAUUCGUUUGCUCCACAAGCAUGGCACAGCUGCCAUAAACUUAUAUAUGUGCGGCCCAAUCCCAAAACCGGCGUUCCUGUGGGACACUGGCCAAUUCCCGAAUCCUUUUGGCCUGAUCAGAACUCUCCUACGCUGCCGCCUCGCACAGCACACCCUGUGCUGAGGUUCUCUUGUGUGGACUGCGAACCUAUGGUCAUCGACAAACUCCCGUUCGACAAAUAUGAGCUUGAGCCGUCUCCAUUAACGCAGUACAUUCUAGAGAGGAAGUCUCCCCACACCUGCUGGCAGGUGUUUGUGAGCAACAGCGGAAAGUACAGUGAAAUCGGACAGCCGUUUGGGUAUUUGAAAGCAAGCACCACUCUCACCUGCGUAAACCUUUUCGUCAUGCCAUACAACUACCCGGUACUGCUUCCGUUACUCGAUGACCUGUUCAAGGUACACAAGCUAAAGCCGACUCUCAAAUGGCGCCAGUCCUUUGAAAAUUACUUGAAAACGAUGCCUCCUUACUUUUUAUUGCCACUAAAGAAAGCGCUUCGAAUGAUGGGCGCUCCAAAUUUGAUAUCUGAAAACCUGGACUGUGGUCUUAGCUAUAGUGUGAUUUCAUAUCUGAAAAAGCUCAGCCAGCAGACUAAACUCGAAUCUGAAAGACUGCUUGCCUCCGUUGGGAAGAAGACCCCGCAGGAAACGGGGAUAAAGGUGAAAAAUAACUCCACUAAACUGUCUCUGGUUCACAUCAGAGACUUUAAGCAGCUGCUGCAGGGAAUCAGCGGUGAAGCACCCCUGCGGCCGCUAGAAGUGAACGUGAAAGAAUUUGCUGGCUUUCAAGUGGGCCUUUUAAAUAAGGAUCUAAAGCCUCAGGCUUACCGAAAUGCUUAUGACAUUCCACGCCAGAAUCUGCUCGAUCAGUUGACUAGGAUGAGGACCAAUUUACUAAAACGUCACAAGCUUAUCGUUGGGCAGGACGAAGACAGUCUCCAUAGCGUUCCCGUUGCUCAGAUGGGUAAUUACCAAGAGUAUUUGAAGCACAUGCCGUCUCCUCUUCGAGAAAUAGAUCCCGAUCAGCCAAAGAGGCUUCACACUUUUGGAAAUCCUUUUAAGCAGGAUAAGAAGGGUAUGAUGAUCGAUGAAGCGGAUGAGUUUGUAGCGGGUCCCCAGAAUAAAAUAAAGCGCCCCGGAGAAGGAAACACUCCAGCUUCCUUAAAGAGAAGACGCAGCAUGUCUCCUUUGUUACUCAGAAGGCCGCAGACACCGCCUAUAAUAACAAAUCAUGUUGGAGGAAAGGGACCUCCUGCCGCUCUAGGAAGCCCAUCUUCAUACAACUUGAUUAAGCCUAUUCCCAUAUUUAAAGAUGCCAAUAACACCCUAAUUCCAGAAGGUAACGGAGAGCGGACGGAUAAUAACGGUCAGCCCAUGGAGAAAGCGAUGGAUGGCUUGUCCCCGCUCGUAGCUCCUGCGGCUCUGGUUGAUGAAGACAUGCUGCCCAAUGACUUUGAUUCUCUAUCCGAUGAACCGAGCUGCAUACACCAGGAUAACUUAGACCACGAAACUGUCAAUAACGUGCUUGUUAAAGAGCCUUUGGAAAACUAUAUGCCACUUGGGGAUUCUGUAGGGACGCAGGAAAGGGAUUCUACGAUGUCUCUGCCGCUCUCUUUAAAAGAGAGUAUGAUUCUCGGGACAAAUGCAGACAUUAAAGUCCGGGUCAUGAAAGAAGUUCGCAAACCAGGAAGAAAUUAUCACAAAAUCUUCUCCCUGCUUGAAGAAGUACAAGGACCAUUUGAUGUCCAAAAAAGCUUUAUUGAAUUUACUAUGAAAGAAGCAGCAAGGUUUAAAAAACGAGUCUUAAUACAGCACCUGGAAAGAAUCCUCUCCGAACUGGGUCCCAGCGGUCUGCCGAACAGUGUGAAUCACGUAAACAGCAGGUAACAGUAUGCCUGGAAAAAGAGGACCAGCGAUGAGUCGCAGAAGAAAGAGGACAUGGUGACCUCCUUCAACACCUUGCACCGUGUCUCGGGACACUUUCUGGUCAGAGACAGGACAAGCAGCGGAGAGAUGUAGAGCUCUGAGCUCCAACACUUACUGUGAGGCUGUUUCUGUGUGGAGGGUGCCGCUCCGGUGAAAAGCCUGGAGAAACCAACUCUUGGUGGCCCUCCUACAGGUGAUGAGCUUACUCAUUUCUCAGUAUAGAUAGAUACACUAUGCUGUAGAGAGCACUUGAGGGAGUGAAAGGCAGAACAGUCAUCUGGUGGGUCUAGUUGGUGACCUAUACCUGGUGCGUCUGCGAGUAGACGAGGUAGCUUUCCCAAGACCCGGUCUUGUCAUUCUCAGAGUAGGCUGUAUCAGACACUAAAAGAGUCCUGCCGUUCUCUGUUGAGGAAAGCUAAAGACAGCCCUGUGACUGUACCAAAGCAAAAGUCGCUAAGCAAUCUACCUCAGACUCUCUUCUGUUUUGUCUACAGACUUUAAGAAAGUGCACCUGAGACUCCCAAGGUCCCUGACUUCUUUCAUCCUGCGAGCAGGACGGAGACUCAUCAGGUGGCCUUGCACUCGCUGUGCUUUGGAAGCACUAGAAAAGGAAACUCGUUUUUUUUAUUAAUGUAUUUGUGUUUUUUUCCCCUAAAGGUGUCAAUUUUAAUGUUCAUACAAAGACUAUUUUGGACUGUAUUGUUAGCUCAGUAAUUUGUGAUAUUUUAACUUGUAUGAAAAGGUUUUGGAACUUG
Messenger RNA from Spea bombifrons (plains spadefoot toad), 3694 nucleotides. RefSeq names its product integrator complex subunit 6-like. Lineage: Eukaryota; Metazoa; Chordata; Amphibia; Anura; Pelobatidae. The transcript has 18 exons. The coding region runs from base 207 to 2900 and encodes 897 amino acids. Gene Ontology annotation, biological process: snRNA 3'-end processing. The record is from RefSeq and is a predicted model, not a curated record. Gene Ontology annotation, cellular component: integrator complex.